Molecule: messenger RNA, 1848 nt
Organism: Saprolegnia parasitica CBS 223.65
Lineage: Eukaryota; Oomycota; Saprolegniomycetes; Saprolegniales; Saprolegniaceae
Exons: 8
Coding region: 1-1848 (615 amino acids)
Biological process (GO): regulation of Rab protein signal transduction
Cellular component (GO): cytoplasmic vesicle
Source: RefSeq, a predicted model, not a curated record
AUGGCAACGGACCCGACGUCGACGACGGCGCCACGCCGGCUGGUCGAGUACUUCUUCGUCGCGACCAAGACAGGCGCCGGCGACGAGGCGCUCACCUUCCAAUACCCGGCGACGACCGAGGCCGACGAGUACCCGCCCAACAUCCUCAUGUUUAUGUUUCCGUGCACGUCGUCGCCGGCGCAUGGCAGCCUGCUGCCGCCGCCGGUCUACAACACCUUUGUGCUCACGACCGCGUCCGGCGCCGCGCUCUACGGCACGUCCAUCUGCUUUAGCACGCUCACGUCGUCGAGCGACGUGCAGCAUACGCUCACGUCGCUCUGCUUUGUGAGCCAGUGGCCCUUCUGCGGCCCCUUGCUCAAGUACCUCGAGCAGCUCGCGCUCCUUGGCGUGCACCAAGCGCGGCAAGUCGACUAUACCGGCGUUGAGAAGAGCUUGGCCAACCUCUUUUUCGAAGUGCCACUGCCCGUACGCGGCCGGGCAGGCGUCGUCGCCAGCAUUGGCGAUACGGACGUGCUCUUGAAGCGCUACACGAUGCAAGACGUCCCGUUCGAGAUGGACAUGGAGUUUCUCGAGUAUACGUUUGCGAUCCUCACGCCGGAUACGCUGCUCAAUGUGCUCUGCCACCUCUUGCUCGAGCACGCGGUGCUAAUUGUCGGCGUCGACACGCUCUUCGUCACGGCCGUCGCCGAGACGCUUCGGCACUUGCUCUUUCCGCUGCAGUGGGACCACGUCUUUAUCCCCGUGGUGCCACUCGGCGUCGACAUGGCAACCCUCUUGGACGCGCCCGUGCCGUUCGUGGCCGGGGCGCAUCCGCUCCAGCUCGAAGGCGCUGCCUUGCCGCCCACGGUGGUGCGCGUCGAUUUGCCGGAAGGGCGCGUCACGUCGGCCAUCGAGCUGCCGCCGUUGCCCGACGCGGUCGUUGCGAUGAAGGACCGGCUCGCGACCGUGCUCAAGAAGACGUCGUCGCAGCUCUCGCGGCGGCUCUGGGAGCGCCGAAUGGCCUUCCAGAAGGCGCUCUACUCCAACAACAAGGGCGACCUGAUGUACGAGCGCGGCAAGUUUCUCCUCGGGUCCUCGGCGCUGGUCCGCAAGGUGGCCAAGUCCUUUACGCAUUUGAUUGGAGACCUCGUGGCCGGGCACGAGCACUGCUUGCGCGGCGAUGUUGUCGCUUACGUGUGCACAAAGCCAGCGUCGCAACAGGCGUUCUAUACGGCGCUCGCCGACACGAAUGCGUUCCAGGCCUUCUUGGAUGGCAUGGCGUCGCCACACGAGGCGUCGCGGGCGGUGCGCUUCUUUCGCCUGCAGCAUCCGCCGACGACCAUCAAGAGCCCACUGCUGUCGCCGACUGCGCAAGAGAACUCGCAAUUUCACGUCGCAAUGGCCCCCGAUACGCCGGCGCUGCAGCUGCAAAACGACGCGUCGAACCUCCAGUUCCACGUGACGUUUCCGAACCUGGACGUCGCCGCCUUUGGCCCGGUUCGCCAACUGACAGAGAUCGAGCCGGACGACGACGUAGAUUGCGUGCUCGUGGGUCGUCGCAGCAGCAGCACCGUCACCACCCCCGAGGCACGGGCGUCCGUCCUCGAUUGGCUCGACACGUGGUUGCGCUCGUCCGAGAAAGGAAAGGCCGUCCAGUCCGUCUUUCGUCGGACCAAGACGCUGGGCAGCCCGACGACUCGACCGUCGCCGCUGCACCGGACGCAGAGUCAGAACGCCUCGCGUCGUGACGGUGCGUCGUCGUUCGUGCUAUGUUUUCUCGACGGCAGGGAUAGGCCAACGCCCGUGGCUGCUCACGUCGUGCUCGCCCGCCUGCGCGUCGCGGGUGACGCGGGCCACGAUUGCGCUUGA